Messenger RNA from Amphibalanus amphitrite, 3596 nucleotides. Its product is annotated as N-alpha-acetyltransferase 15, NatA auxiliary subunit-like. The record is from RefSeq and is a predicted model, not a curated record. The transcript has 17 exons. The coding region runs from base 167 to 2773 and encodes 868 amino acids. Gene Ontology annotation, biological process: N-terminal peptidyl-methionine acetylation. Gene Ontology annotation, cellular component: cytoplasm; NatA complex. Lineage: Eukaryota; Metazoa; Arthropoda; Thecostraca; Balanomorpha; Balanidae. Gene Ontology annotation, molecular function: protein-N-terminal amino-acid acetyltransferase activity; protein binding.
AAUGCUUGCGCCAUGAUUGGAACCGAACCACGAGGUUUGGCGCAGCUCGCUUGGAUUGCGAAUAGCGGUAUUGGCGCGUGGUCGAGGUGUAUAGGCCGAUUAGGGGAUAAGUGUUUGUGGUAUUGGGUUAAUGCAUAAGUAUUCUGCAUAAUUGUGUUAUUGAGCAAUGUCUCCAUCGAGUCAAAAUGAUCCAAACGUGUUGCCAUCACGAGAAAACUCAGUGUUCAAGAAGAUAGUGAAAUGCUAUGAACACAAACAGUACAAAAAUGGACUGAAAUUUGCCAAGCAGAUAUUGGCAGCUCACCCAGACCAUGGCGAGACACUCUCCAUGAAAGGCCUGAUCUUGAACUGCCUAGGCAAGAAGGAGGAGGCCUACGACUACGUGCGCAAAGGGCUGCGCAACAACCUAAAGUCGCACGUGUGUUGGCACGUGUACGGUAUCCUUCAGAGGUCCGAUAAAAAGUACGACGAGGCCAUCAAAUGCUAUCGGAACGCGCUGAAAUGGGACAAGGACAACAUCCAGAUCCUGAGGGAUCUGUCACAGCUCCAAAUCCAGAUGCGAGAUCUGGAAGGAUAUCGGGAAACACGCUACCAGCUGUUUGUGCUCCGUCCAACGCAGCGGGUCUCGUGGAUCGGGUACGCGCUGUCACAGCACCUGGCCAAGGACCACGAUAUGGCGCUCAGCAUCCUGGAGACGUUCCGCGAGACGCUCACCAAGGACUCUGCUGAUUACGAGCAGAGCGAACUGAUGCUCUACCAGGCCAUGGUGAUCAGGGAGGCGGGCCGGCUGCGCGAGGCGCUCGAACACCUGGACAAGUACGAGGCACAGAUCUGUGACAAGGUCACCGUCCAGGAGAUGAGAGCCGAGAUUCUGCUGGAGCUGGACCGCGGCUCAGAGUCGGCGGCCAUCUACCGCGCCCUGCUCAAACGGAACCCCGAGAGUCGUCGGCACUUCGCCGCUCUGGAGCGUGCUCUGGCGCCGGCGACAGAGGAGGAACGGCUCGCCAUCUACCAGGAGUACCAGCAGCUCUUCCCGCGGGCACACGCGCCCAAAAAACUGCAGCUCUACAUAGUGCGAGGGGAGAAGUUUGUGGCGCUGGCGGACGAGUUUUUGCGGCAGGGCCUGCGGAAGGGCGCGCCGCCGCUCUUCACCGACAUGUCCUCGCUGUACCACGACGCUGAGUGGAUCGGCGUCAUCGAGAGCCUGGUGCUCGGCUUCGAGCGCUCCCUCGCCGAGACGGGCUACUUCAGCGCGGCAGAUGCGGAGGCCAGCAACCCCAAAGAGGCUCCAUCGUGUUUAGUAUGGACGUAUUACUACUUAGCACAACAUUUUGACUUUAAACGUGAUAUCGAACGGGCACUGGGAUAUAUAGACAAGGCAUUAGAACACACCCCCACGCUUAUUGAACUUUUCGUCUUCAAGGCCAAGAUUUUCAAGCACGCCGGUAACGCGAUGGAGGCUUCCAAGUGGAUGGACGAGGCGCAAGGCAUGGACACGGCGGACCGCUACAUCAACUCAAAGGCGGCCAAGUACAUGCUGCGCGCCAACAUGCUCUCAGAAGCCGAGGAGCUGUGCUCAAAGUUCACACGGGAGGGUGUGCAAGCGACCGAGGACCUGAACAACAUGCAGUGCAUGUGGUACCUGACAGAGACGGCCCGAGCCUACCAGCGGCUCGGGCGCUGGGGCGACGCCCUGAAAAAGUGCCAUGAAGUCGACCGGCAUUUCUCGGAUAUUAUCGAGGACCAGUUCGACUUCAACACCUACUGCCUUCGACGGAUGACAAUCCGGUCCUACGUGGGUUUGCUCAGGCUGGAGGACAUUCUCCGUCGCCAUCCGUUUUACUACAAGGCGGCGCAGUGUGCCAUCGAGGUGUACCUGUUGCUACACGACAAGCCGCCCGUGCUCGACAGCGAGGAACAAACGCUCAACACAGAGAACCUGUCGCCAGAGGAGCUGAAGAAGCUGCGCUCCCAGCAGCGGAAGGCGCGCAAGAAGGAGCGUCAGGAGCAGGAGCGGAAGGCGCAGGAGCUGCUGAAGAAGCAGCAGCAGCAGCAGAACCAGCGGAAGGACGACCAGGAGGAGAGCAAACAUGACGAGCUGCAGCCCGACAAACUGGUCCAGACGCAACAGCCGCUGGAGGAGGCUGCGAAGCUGCUGCAGCCACUGCUGCAGCUGGCGCAGAACAACAUCGAGACCCACCUCAUGGCGUUCGAGAUCUACUACCGGAAGGGCCGGAUUCUUCUGAUGCUGCGCGCCCUGAAGCGGGCGCUGGCGCUGGCACCGGACAGCGCUCGGCUGGCCGCUCAGCUGGUACGCUUCCGUCGGCUGCUCGACGAGCGGCAGGCGCAGCUCAGUGAGCCGGUGCGCGCCGUGCUGGCCGAGGCGGCGCCGGCCCUGUUCGGUGACCUGUCGGCCCAGCAGCUGGCGGACCGCACAGUGGCUCAGCAGCCUGACUCGCUGGAGCACGUCCUGCAGGGUGCGCGGAUGAUGUUCUUCCUGGACAAGAGCCGCGACGCCGAGGCCGUGAAGCUGGUCUCCGACCUGGCUGCCUUCCCCAGCUGCACUUGGCAGACGUGCCGUGACGUGCUGACGGCGAUGCUGGACGGCGAGCUGGGGCCGGCCGGCGAGGCGGCCGCCGCCGCCUUCCGCGCCGCCUGUGCCGUCCGCUUUCCGUACUGUGCCGUGCUGGGAGGAGCGCUGCCGCGCGCCGAGCCGACCGCAGAGAACAACGGCCCGCUGACGGCCAAACAGGCAGGCUCCGAGCACAAGUGACACGAACACACGGCCGACGGGCGCCUGGCGCCGGACCUGUAGUGGGCGUCUGGGCCGCGGCGCGGCGCCACCUGUCCGUCCGCGGCCCGACGGCGGCGUUCGGAAAUUUUGUACAGUUUGUAUCAUACUAUCGCUGGGUUUUGAAAGCUAGUCUAUGACGUUGAUUGGCAGCGGCGCAGGGCCUGUGAUGUUCCGGUGGCAGAUGUGCGCACGCGCGCCGCACUGCGGGCCGGCAAACAGCGCUGGCCACCAUAAUUUUACCUCUGCAAUUGUCUGGAUCAUCGACUACCGAUCGCCCUCCUCAGUUACUGCUCGUACCGGCCAGCUGGCAGACGGACUACGUCUGGCGAGUUCACUUUGUUUCUCUUGAGUGACCUUUGUAGCAAUAAUUAUUUGAGUUGGCAGUUGCAGAAUGUACUGGCACCAAUCGCCUGUGGACAUGGCCGGUCCUCAAUUGAAUACACUUUUAUAAGCCACGCGGCGUGCUGUUGCUGAUGGAACUUACGAAGCGCUUCGGGCCCCGCCAAGCUCGCCUUCAAUACAUUUAAAAUUGUGCUGCUCUAUGCCAGUUUCCUGCUUGCUAUGCUUUCGCUGGAAGUAAUUUCGCCAACAAGGGAUUUAAAAACCCGCGACAAAAUUCCGUUUUGUUGAACAGUUAGUAGGUUGUCCUGUGGUCAUACUCCUAGCCUGGACCUUGUAGUGGUGUUGUUGACCUACAGAAAACCCGCAACGGUGAUUUGCCCUAGGAAUGGUCACUUUUGUACCAUCGGUGAGUUGUGCGUGUUUUGUGAUGAAUCAGGUUAAUACACAAUGAACGAACGCU